AUAGGGAAGGACACGCAGGGAGAGUGUUGUUUUGGCGCAGUAAGAAAAUCUUGGCGGCUCUCUGGGCUUUCUCUCGGUUACAUUCACUGUCGACAGGGCUUCAUUUUUUGUUUUCAUAUAUUUAAACAUCAUUGCAUUCGGUCAUUUUAUAUCAGAAAUAAAUAUUUAUAUACAUAAAUAAUAAAAAAGAAAAUGAGCUCAAUCAACGUCAAAAAGCUAAAGGUAAAUGAGUUGAAGGACGAGCUGAAAAAGCGGCACCUCUCCGACAAGGGGCUGAAGGCCGAAUUGAUGGACCGGCUGCAGGCCGCGUUGGAUCAAGAGGCCGAAGCUGGAGCUGCUUUCGCCGGGCCCGAAGCCGAGGAAAACGGCAACGAUGGCGGUUACGACGGUACGAGUGGCCUGAACGAUAUGGGCGAGGAGUAUGUGGAAGACGAUCCGGUUGCAGAGAGCAUGGAGGCCGACGAGUUCGAGGAUGGAGACGGGGGCGAAGCCAACGAUCCCGCCGCCGCCGCCGCCGCUGAUGAGGGUGCAGAGAUCGCUGGGCAAGAGGACGACGACAUGGGGGAGGAAGAGGAGGAAGACGCCGGCGUGGAGAUGGAUAAAUCGGACGAAGACGAGGAUGCGAUAUUAAAAGAGGAUGAGGAAAUGGAAAAAUUUGACGACGACGAUGGCGCAGCGGGACCCCAGCCGGCUGAGGGGGAUGCGGACACAGACAAGAAAGCUGAACAGAAGAAUAAGAAGGGUGUUAAGAGACGCCGGGAGGAACAUGGAAGGGGCUACUUUGAAUUUAUUGAAGAAAGCAAAUACAGCCGGGCCAAGUCUCCACAGCCCCCCCUAGAGGAGGAGGAUGAGGAGUUUGAUGACACGACUGUCUGCCUUGACACGUACAACUGUGACCUGCACUUCAAAGUGUCCCGGGACCGAUACAGCGCCUCCUCCCUCACCAUGGAGAGCUUCGCUUACCUGUGGGCUGGAGGGAAGGCCUCCUACGGCGUGGCCAAGGGCAAAGCCUGUUUCGAGAUGAAGAUCAUCGAAAAGAUUCCAGUCAAGCACAUUGUCAGCAAGGGCACAGAGAUCCACGAGGUUCUGGUGGGCUGGUCCCUGGCCAGCAGCGGGCUGCUAUUGGGUGAGGAGGAAUACUCUUACGCCUACUCUCUCAAGGGGAAGAAAACUACCAACUGUGUGACGGAAGACUUUGGCGAGUCUUUUGAUGAAAAUGAUGUCGUCGGUUGCUUCAUUAACUUUGAGAGUGACGAGGUGGAGCUCUCCUUCUCCAAGAACGGUCAGGACCUGGGUGUGGCCUUCCGGGUCAGCAAGGACGCCCUUGCCGGACGAGCCCUCUUCCCACAUGUCCUCUGCCACAACUGCGCUGUGGAGUUCAACUUCGGCCAGAGGGAGGCGCCGUACUUCCCUGUGCUGGAGGGCUUUACCUUCCUGCAGCAGAUCGCCGUGGACGACCGCGUGCGUGGCCCCAAGGGUCCCGAGACCAAGGAGGAUUGCGAGGUUAUUGUUAUGGUCGGCCUCCCGGGAGCAGGAAAGACAGCCUGGGUUAAGAAGCACACAGAAGAGAACCCUGGGAAAUACAACAUCCUCGGCACCAACACCAUCCUGGAGAAGAUGAUGAUCACUAGUCUGAAGAGACAGAUGAAGGACACCACCAAGCUGACCGCCAUCUCCCAGCGCGCCCCUCUCUUCCUGGGAAAGUUCAUCGAGAUCGCCGCCCGCAAGAAACGCAACUACAUCCUGGACCAGACCAAUGUGUCAGCCCCUGCCCAGCGGAGGAAAAUGUGUCUGUUCGCCGGGUUCCAGCGCAAGGCCGUGGUGGUGUGCCCCACAGACGAGGACUACAAGCAGAGGACACAGAAGAAGGCCGAGACAGACGGCAAAGAUGUCCCCGAGCACGCCGUCCUCAAGAUGAAAGGGAUCUUCACGCUGCCAGAGCCGGGCGAGUACUUCAGCGAGGUGACCUACGUGGAGCUGCAGAAGGAGGAGGCGACCAAGCUGCUGGAGCAGUACAAGGAGGAGAGCCGCAGCCUGCCCCCCGAGAAGAAGCCCAACCAGGGCGGCCAGCCCCCCAAGAGGGGUGGGAACAGAGGCCGGGGCGGCAAGAGCCCGUUCGGCAGGGGGGGACCGGGCCUGAGGGGCGGCCGCGGCGGGUUCCAGAACAGAGGCAAUUUCAGGGGAGUGCCAGGACCCCGCGGUGGGUUUAGCAGGCCCCCCCGAGGAUUCAUGCCCCCCCCUGCCUUCCGGGGCGGCUUCUCCAACCGCGGCAACUUCAACCGGGGCGGCGGCAUGCCCAACAGGGGCGGGGCCCCGAGGGGCGGACCUGUGCGGGGCAACAUGGGCAACAGGGGCGGGGCCAUGCACCGUGGCAACAUGAACCGAGGAGGCGGGGCCAACCGAGGCAACUUCAGCCAGCAAUUCAGAGGCAGAGGAGGCAACAACCGCGGCUUCAAGAACGGCAACUUCGGCAUGAACAAGGCACAGGCCUUCAACCAGAGCUGGCAACAAGGGUUCUGGAACCAAAAGCCAUGGAGCCAGCAGUACCACCCGGGAUAUUAUUGAGAGCGCGCAGCUGAGAGACUGGCAGCAAGCUGACACCCCGACCCCGCCGCAGGCAAAGGCUCAUCCAUUACAGCAUUUCUCUUUUUAGUCAUACUUUUAAAGGAAAAAAAAACAUUCCACAGCUGAAAGAGAAGCACCUGUGGGUUCUAUUCAAAGCUUUAUGGGUUAACUUUUCAUUUUUUUGUAUAUUUUUCGUUAUUGUAAAAUCCCAUGCUUUAAGGUGUUAACUAGGAUCCUCAGCAUUAUUCAGU
Megalops cyprinoides (Indo-Pacific tarpon) is the source of this 2816-nucleotide messenger RNA. It is a transcript of the gene hnrnpua, whose product is annotated as heterogeneous nuclear ribonucleoprotein Ua. Gene Ontology annotation, molecular function: RNA polymerase II cis-regulatory region sequence-specific DNA binding; pre-mRNA binding; TFIIH-class transcription factor complex binding. Gene Ontology annotation, cellular component: centrosome; nuclear matrix; nuclear chromosome. The transcript is spliced from 14 exons. The record is from RefSeq and is a predicted model, not a curated record. Lineage: Eukaryota; Metazoa; Chordata; Actinopteri; Elopiformes; Megalopidae. Gene Ontology annotation, biological process: regulation of chromatin organization; negative regulation of telomere maintenance via telomerase; regulation of alternative mRNA splicing, via spliceosome. The coding region runs from base 193 to 2565 and encodes 790 amino acids.